This is a messenger RNA of Symbiodinium sp. CCMP2456, 1227 nucleotides long. Lineage: Eukaryota; Dinophyceae; Suessiales; Symbiodiniaceae. The record is from the annotation of a GenBank genome assembly.
CCCGGGCAUGGCUUCCUCUUCCUCUGCCUCUUCGGCGGCCCCGACAUCGAGCUGGGCAACUUGGCGGAGCACAUGGAGCAUGGAUCAAGAAACGGAAAGGGUGACGUCUUCGGAGAGCUCCGACCACCACCCUUUGCCUUAAUGGUCAGAGGAGACCAGUCCUGCGGCGGCUUCUUGCUCUUCUGGAACAACCUGGGAGACGUGGACUUUGCCACAAGCGGACUCACACAACGAGGAGGGCGAACCCGACCUGGCCUGGAUCGGUGGCACUACCUCAACGGGUCCAUCAGAGUUCGGCAACGAGAACGACUUCGCCGGGAAGCAGGGGACCAACAACCACCACCCAUCCCAGAAGAUGCGACGAUAUCUUUUCAGAUGAGCAAUGAUGAGGCGCAAAUGGAUAGGCAAGAGGUGACAGCUGAGUCCUUCUACGGGAUGAAAUCACAGGCCUGGAACAAUGCCAAUCAUAUGGAUGGGAACUCUACGACUGCGGGGGAAAAUGAGACAGUGUGGGAACCCACCUCUGAGCACUCCUCCACGGAGAACUACACAGGACAGGAGAUCCCACAUGAUGCCGGCCAGUCUCCUGAGUCUGAGGGUGACGGUGCAGGAGAGACGACAGGAUUCUGGAAACAUGGAGUUUGGCAACCUCGACCCCGUACAGAACAGGAAAUGCGCCAACACAGAGGCGGCAAUGGGCCACGCCGCCAACAACGACGACAAGGACGCAUGCUGAAGUACUUCAACGGUGAAUGGAAACCUGCGUGGCUUGAGGAGUACAAAAAACAGAAGAUGGCGAGAGAGGCAAUGCGUGCAACCUAUGCUGGGGUGAUUGUUGAGGAGGAGGUGAACGCUGAUGUUGGGGAGACUGCUGAGGAGGAUGUGAACAUUGCGGCCUCUUCGUCCUCUACUACAAACCACUUGGCGACCAACCUCGACGUGCCCCAGGAGACCCAGCAGCCCUUGAUCCAGCAGAUGGAGGAGAAUGCAAAGGAUGAAGAGGAUGAGACUGACUCCAUGGCUAUGAUGCAGCUGAGGAAUGCAGAAAUAGCAAGGCUCCAAGAACAAGGUGUGCCUCGCCAAACCAUCGCCCAGUUGGAGAAUUUCAUGAACCAGCUGCACGCCAGACAGGAAUACGAGGGAAUUGGACCGGAGUCCCGCUGGGCCAUCGCUCGCAUGCUACGUCGUGGCAUUGAGGCGGAGCAAGCCUUCGAGGCCAUUCUUGAU